ACUUCACGCACCGUUAACCUAAUAGCGAUAUGAUGCAAAUUGAUGAUUGAUGAAUACACGAUUGUAUCAGUGAUAUCUUUUGCAAAGAUUUAUUAUGGAGCAACUUAGCGAAGGACAGGCGGUAGUAGUCGGUAGUACCGGUGGAGCUGUACAAGUUGUUCAAAUGGGCCAAGGUGGACAAACUAUGAUGCUUCCACAAGCGAUACAAGUAGCAGCGACACAAGUAGCGCCUAAUGGACAGAUCCAAGUUGUUCCAGUUUCUAGCCUGACCAGUACUGGUCAACAGAUAGUUAUUCAGCAACCACAAACGCCACAAAUUAUUCAAACUCCCGAUGGACAAACCUACAUCUAUCAACCUGUACAAUUAGAAGGUCAAGUGCAACAAGCCCAACCAACAGUUAUAAAUCUUAAUGGUAAUCUCAUGCAAAUUGCUGGUACAACAUCACAGACUGCAACUACUGCUGCUAGUACAACCCCAGUACAACCUUUGGGUAGUCCUACGUCAACAGUGUCACAAGGAGGGAAUGUUGUCAUGAUGGUACCAGGUAAUAGCGGACAAACACAGUUCCAAAGAGUGGCAUUGCCUAACGCUGAACUUCUCGAAGAAGAACCAUUAUAUGUCAAUGCAAAACAGUACAGACGGAUAUUGAAGCGUCGUCAAGCUCGUGCUAAAUUGGAAGCUGAAGGGAAGAUACCUAAGGAAAGGCCAAAAUAUCUCCACGAAUCUCGUCAUCGACAUGCGAUGAAUAGAAUUCGUGGUGAAGGUGGCCGUUUCCAUUCAGGUCAAGUGAAAAAACGAAAUAGACAAAAUGCAAAUCGCUCCACGAUUACCCAGCACAUCACAACCUCAACCAGCACCGAUAACGUUCAUGUAGCAAUAGCAGCUGCAAAUGUAGGUGUACAAUAUCACGACACAGACAAUAUGGUAUCCACGAUUGUACUUGAAAAGCCAAAUAUUCCUCUGCAAGAUAUGAUCUCUGAUGACGACAUUGUUACUUCAAACAGUCGCUUGAUGUAGAUAAUAUUUGGAAAAUAGUUGGAAAAAGGAACAAGAAUUAUGUGUCAGUGAUUAUAUUGAACAUCUACAUUUUUUGUAUGUGUAAAUAUUCUUG
Messenger RNA from Atta colombica, 1112 nucleotides. RefSeq names its product nuclear transcription factor Y subunit alpha (gene Nf-YA). The coding region runs from base 95 to 1018 and encodes 307 amino acids. Gene Ontology annotation, molecular function: DNA-binding transcription factor activity, RNA polymerase II-specific; RNA polymerase II cis-regulatory region sequence-specific DNA binding. Gene Ontology annotation, cellular component: CCAAT-binding factor complex. The record is from RefSeq and is a predicted model, not a curated record. Gene Ontology annotation, biological process: regulation of transcription by RNA polymerase II. NCBI's taxonomy places the organism in Eukaryota, Metazoa, Arthropoda, Insecta, Hymenoptera, Formicidae. The transcript is spliced from 7 exons.